Exophiala bonariae is the source of this 1809-nucleotide messenger RNA. RefSeq lists its product as uncharacterized. The coding region runs from base 1 to 1809 and encodes 602 amino acids. NCBI's taxonomy places the organism in Eukaryota, Fungi, Ascomycota, Eurotiomycetes, Chaetothyriales, Herpotrichiellaceae. The transcript has a single exon. The record is from RefSeq and is a predicted model, not a curated record.
AUGAAGGACGCCCUCUAUGAAACGAUAACGCCUGCAGAUUCAACUAACGUUCCGCCAGGUCAGCCAGGCCGCAAGCUCUUCUCAUCUGCUGGCUGGAUUCGCUGGUACUUACUAGGUGCAAUUGUGUAUGCCGCAGGUGCAAUUGCUGCUGCCGUUUGGAUUUUGCUUGGACCAAGAUUAAAUAAUGUGGAAGUUGUCCUUCGCGUCUUUAAUGUCCAAGUCAAGCAGCUGUACUCAAGUUUAGCCCUCUCGUGCCUGCUCACACCCGCUGCGAUAAUCAUUCGACGUCUGGCAUAUGAUAUUGCACUUCUUCAACCUUUGGCAAUUGCUUCGGCCAUGCCAAUGCGGCUCUCUCAUCUCGAUGCUGCUAUGGAUCCUGGCCUCUGGGCCGCCAUUCAAUUGCGGCCAUACUCGGGCUUGGCAACCUUCUCGCAGAUCUUCUUGUUGAUUUGUGGAGCCACUCUUGUGCCAGUGGGAACACUGAUGCUUACUACAGGCCAGUUCAACCCCCCUGCUGAGCGGACCGCGGUGGUCGGUAUGCCAAUCCUAACACAGACCCCAUUCGUCAAUGUCAACGAUACCACAGGCCUCCCCACAGUGAUGGACAUCUUUGAUGCAGAUAGAUUGGCUCAAGACCUGUUUGUGCAACCUGUGGUGAAUACAGUCGUUGGAGUGAUCACCCAGCAGAUGGGCAAGCUUUCGCUUGUCAAUCAAACCUUGGGACCUAUCCCCAGCGCAAAUUUCACCUACGAGGACGGUGUGAUCUACCAUGGUGUUGUCACAUACACGUGGCGGGGUGGUUGUGCAUUUACGAAUGAGACAAAGGUCAACAUUGAAGGAGAACCAUUUGGCGAAUCCGGCCAGACUUUCAAUGCCACCAUCGAUUUUCCAGAUGAUUCCUUACCGCCUCGGCAGAUCACCUUUCCUCAGUUCGUCAUGUAUAACACUACGGUCCCCGGUGCAGACGGCCUGGAAAAGAAUAAUUUUGUGUCCUAUUUCGUGGUUGGUGGGGUCGGCAACUACACUGUCAACUGGAAUUCACUUCCAAGGGGCACGACGCGCACUGAUCGAGCUUGGAUAUCGUCCUUCAAGUGCACACCGAGCUUUGAAUGGAACAUUGCAAGUUGCACCUACAAGAACGGCAGCAUGACAUCAUGUAUGCCAACUCCUGGGAAGAACGUGACCUUGCUUGACGAAGCGAGUCUCAAUUUACUUCCAGCAUAUUUCACCAGGCUACCUGGGAUUAUCACCGAGUUAGACCUCGGCCUCGGGAACCGACCCCUGAUCUCCGUCCCAACCCUAGCCGAUUUGCACUAUGACCCAAUCUACGUCCGAGCUUGCCAACCACAAGACUUCGACAAAGUCUACGGACUGUUCGCUCAGUCCAUCGCAGCAAUCACAUCCGCAGGCUAUAUUGGCAGCGCCGAGGUCCCCACAUCACUCUUACCAACCAGCCGGGUCUACAUUGCACGCAUCUACAUCAUAGCCAUCGUGCUCUUCAUUCUGAUCAUGGCACCCGCAAUUGCAAUAAUCGACAUGCUGGUGAUGACCCGCAGAGGUUGGCCUCUGCACAAAGCGACAUUUUUGACCAUUGCAAAUGCCGUUCGCGGCCCUUGGUGGGAUAAGCUGAUGUGGGGAUACUGCGCUCUGUCGCCGGAAGAGCUACAGGCUACACCUGAACUGGCCAAGACAUAUGUCAUGUUCGGUGCGGAUGAGACCUGUCCACAACAUGUUGGCCUGGCUCGAGAUGUUACGCCUAUUGAGAAGGAGAGGCUUUACUUUGGAAUAGACAAGGAGAAGUUGACGUAG